Molecule: messenger RNA, 291 nt
Organism: Gryllus bimaculatus (two-spotted cricket)
Lineage: Eukaryota; Metazoa; Arthropoda; Insecta; Orthoptera; Gryllidae
Source: the annotation of a GenBank genome assembly
GAUGGAGUUCUCCUUGAAAAUAUGCACGAUUUACCGUACAUUCAAUCUAAAGAUAUGGGUCCCGAAGUGGUCUCAGUAAUGACAGCAAUAAGUACAAAUGUUCGAGCUCUGUUGUCACCUAAUAUUCCAUGUGGUAUUCAGGUCCUUGCUGGUGCAAAUCCAGAAGCAAUCGCCAUUGCUCUUGCUGCUAAAUUGCAGUUUAUCCGCGCAGAAGGUUUUGUCUUUAGUCACGUAGCCGAUGAAGGAUGGAUUGAUGCAUGUGCUGGGACAUUGCUACGAUAUCGCCAUUCU